Messenger RNA from Cynocephalus volans (Philippine flying lemur), 3426 nucleotides. It is a transcript of the gene KLHDC7B, whose product is annotated as kelch domain containing 7B. Gene Ontology annotation, molecular function: protein binding. The record is from RefSeq and is a predicted model, not a curated record. Lineage: Eukaryota; Metazoa; Chordata; Mammalia; Dermoptera; Cynocephalidae.
AUGAUCCAGGGCGCCUGGGAGCCUGACGGCCCCCUCUGGGGCUGGGACGGGGACGACGACUGGGACGGCGCGGCGCUGGCCCUGCUGGCGCUGGCUGUGGUGGCCGCCACAGCGCUGGCUUUGCACUGGUUUGGCUCCGGGCAGCACCGGGAGGCGGCAGGACCAGCGUCCGCAGUCCCCGGGGCGCAGCCUCCUCAGGCGGGAAGCACCGGGCCGACCCUGCACCCAAAGUGCCAGGGCGUUGGUGGCAGCGAGGGACCGAGCGCGGGGCCCGGGGAGCCAGACCCUCCGGGACGUGGCCAGGGCGGUACCGCCGCAGCCGGCGGAGCGGCCUCGGGACGGCAGCGUGGGGACGCCCCCGCGGGAGCCCGCCGAGGUAAAGGACCGGAGCGUCCCGGGCUGGGCGCUGCGCUGCCGUCCGCGCCGCUGCUGGUGCACUUCGCCCCGCGGAGUCCCGGCGGCGGAGCGCAGGGGCAGGGGCAGGGGCAGGCGGCCCGCGUCGGCGCCCGGGGGCCGGCUCUCGAGGCCACGGUCCCCUCGGAGCAGCAGGACGCGGGGCCGCCCGGCUCGCUGGGGAGAGGCCGGGGCGGCCGGUGGAGGCAGACGGACGCCGGCUCGGGAGACAGAGCCCGCCGCGCCCCGAAGCCGGAGCCCCCCGGCCCGGGCGCCGUAGCCAGUGCGUGGGACACCGUGGACGCGGCCCCGGCCGCCGCCGCCCCGGGCGCCCCCGCCGGCAGCCCCCGCGCAGGCUCCCCCGGGAAGGGCCCCGGGGCCCAGGCCGGGGAGGGCGGGGAGAGUGGCCCGCCCGCCCGCACAGAGGCUCCGGGGGUCCCGGCCCCCCGGGAAGGCUGGCCCUGGGCCGGGAGGGAUGUCCCGGUCACCAGGAGCUCCAGCCGGGCCCCAGGGAAGACGGCCGUCGCCCGCCCCCGCCGCGUCCCCUCCCCGAGGCGCUCAGCCCCGCCCCCUGCGGGCGACCCCAAGCCCCGCCCCGUCCCCGCAGCCCCACCUGAAGCCCCGACUCUUCCUGGGGACGCUCGGGCCUUUGGAGUGAGCCAGGAUCCUUCUGAGGGUGGAAAUCUCAGGUCAGCGCCAGCCCCGGCCCCAGGCUCACCCCGAACCCCAUCCUCAACCCCAGCCCCACCCCCACCCCGAACCCCAUCCCCAGCCCCAGCCCCACCCCCACCCCGAACCCCAUCCUCAGCCAGCCCCACCCCCACCCCGAACCCCAUCCCCAGCCCCACCCCCACCCCGAACCCCAUCCUCAGCCCCAGCCCCACCCCGAACCCCAUCCUCAGCCCCACCCCCACCCCGAACCCCAUCCCCAUCCCCAGCCCCACCCCCACCCCGAACCCCAUCCUCAGCCCCAGCCCCACCCCCACCCCGAACCCCAGCCCCACCCCCACCCCCACCCCGAACCCCAUCCCCAGCCCCAGCCCCACCCCCACCCCGAACCCCAUCCCCAGCCCCAGCCCCACCCCCACCCCGAACCCCAUCCUCAGCCCCAGCCCCACCCCCACCCCAACCCCAUCCUCAGCCCCAGCCCCUGUCCCAGCUAGUGGGUCAAGACCUGUGUCUCAGGAUCCCUCUGUGGCUCUCUCCAAGGGCUACCAGGAGAGGCCGAUCUCAACUAGCUGGGGAAACCUUAUUGCGAUGGUUCUUAGGAGCCACCCCUUCCCCAGACAAGAGAGGCCCCCAGGGAGGGCCCCAGGAGCAGUUCCUGGGAGCCCUACAGGUGCCACCACUUGCACACACUCUGAGGACAGACACCUCGAGGACAGGCACAGCUCUUCAGUGGGGACAGUCGUAGGGGUAGGCGGAGGGGGCCUGGCUGAGACUGGAUCUCGGCCACAGCCAAGAAGCUCCGAGACGAGCGGGGCUCCCACACCAGGCCCUCCCCCAGGCCCAAGAGGAGAUGAGGCCAAGGAGAAAAGUCUAGACUCGCUGCCCCAAGCCGCGAGGCCCAGGGCCCCAUCACAGCACCCUGUGCAGACGCAGCCAAGCCGGGUCUCACAGCCUGUUCCCCAGCCACGGUCACGGAAACACAGCAUGUGUGACAUAGCUCAGAGCUCUGCGCAGGAGGCCAGCCAGGCGGCCCCAGGGCGGCCCCAGGGAGAGGCACCUGGGGAGGGGCCCAGCCCUGCAGGCAGCAGGGGGGCGCUCACAGAGAAGCAGACAGAGGCCCGAAAACUCGGGGGUUUUCUGCAGAGGCCCGGGAGCUGGGGGGUGACGGAGGGUCCCCAGAAGCCCCUCUCACGGGCCCUGGAGCAGAGCGCGGCGGCGGCUCUGCGGCAGCGGCUGGACCUGGGCAGCUGCCUGGAUGUGCUGGCCUUUGCCCAGCAGUGCGGGGAGCGUGGCCUGGCUCAGGAGACGUACGCGCUGAUGAGCAACAACCUGCUGCACGUGCUGGGGAACCCGCACCUCUACCGGCAGCUGAGUGGGGCUGACCGGGAGCGCAUCCUGAGCCUGCGAACCGGCCGGGGCCAGGCGGUGCUGGGGGUCCUCGUGAUGCCCAGCCUGUACCAGGUGAGCUCAGGGCUCACAAGGGGCCCUUAUGGUGAGGAGGCCCCUGCAGCGGGGCCGGCGCCCCUGCCUCCUCGCACGUACCUACAUGUGUUCAACCCCGGAGAGAACAUGUGGCGGCCCCUGACCCAGGUGCCCGAGGAGGCCCCGCUCCGGGGCUGUGGCCUCUGCACCAUGCACAACUACCUGUUCCUGGCGGGGGGCAUCCGUGGCUCCGGUGCCAAGGCCGUCUGCUCUAACGAGGUCUUCUGCUACAACCCUCUGACCGACAUCUGGAGCCAGGUUCGGCCCAUGCAGCAGGCCCGAGCCCAGCUCAAGCUGGUGGCCUUGGAUGGGCUGCUCUACGCCAUUGGGGGCGAGUGCCUGUACAGCGUGGAGCGCUACGACCCGCGUACAGAUGCCUGGACCUCACGUGCGCCCCUCCCCUCAGGCACCUUCCCUGUGGCCCAUGAGGCUGUGGCCUGCCGUGGGGACAUCUAUGUCACGGGAGGUCACCUCUUUUACCGCCUGCUCAGGUACAGCCCCAUGAAGGAUACUUGGGACGAGUGCCCCUACAGUGCUAGCCACCGGCGCUCCAGUGACAUUGUGGCACUGGGGGGCUUCCUGUAUCGCUUUGACCUGCUGCGGGGCGUGGGUGCUGCAGUGAUGCGCUACAACACGGUGACCGGCUCCUGGAGCCGGGCGGCCCCCCUGCCCCUGCCCGACCCCGCCCCGCUCCGCUGCACUGUGCUGGGCAACACCAUCUACUGCCUCAACCACCGGGUCACAGCCACCUUCACGGUCUCGGAGGGGACUGCUCAGUUCCAGGCCAAGGAGCUGCAGCCCUUUCCCCUGGGGAGUAAGGGGAGUCUCUGUCCAUUCACCCUCACUCUGCCCACCGGAGACCAGCUGCAGACCUCACUCUGA